AUGUCACCUGAAAUUAUUCUUGGUAAAGGCCAUGACAAGGCUGCUGAUUGGUGGAGUGUUGGAAUCUUGUUAUUUGAGAUGCUCAUAGGACAGCCACCGUUUCAUGGAGGAAACAGGGACAAAGUACAGAAAAAGAUAGUGAAAGACAAGAUGAAGCUCCCUGUAUUUUUGUCAAGUGAAGCACACGCCCUUUUGAAAGGGUUGCUACAAAAGGAUCCAAACAAGAGGCUAGUCAAUAGGGUAACAGGAAGUGAUGAAAUAAAGAAUCAUAAACUGGAAGAAACUGGAUGCACGUGA
This is a messenger RNA of Lactuca virosa, 297 nucleotides long. Lineage: Eukaryota; Viridiplantae; Streptophyta; Magnoliopsida; Asterales; Asteraceae. The record is from the annotation of a GenBank genome assembly.